Exophiala mesophila is the source of this 2153-nucleotide messenger RNA. RefSeq lists its product as uncharacterized. NCBI's taxonomy places the organism in Eukaryota, Fungi, Ascomycota, Eurotiomycetes, Chaetothyriales, Herpotrichiellaceae. Bases 209 to 1846 code for a protein of 545 amino acids. Gene Ontology annotation, molecular function: phosphoprotein phosphatase activity. The transcript has 2 exons. Gene Ontology annotation, cellular component: cytoplasm. The record is from RefSeq and is a predicted model, not a curated record.
CGACAAGGCACCCAAAUACCACCAACGACAGUCCUGAUUGCCUAACUAACGCCCACUGAACCGACCAGCAAGUCCAGGUGUCUCAGAAACUACAGCUGGCUGAAAGACUCGAGGGCCGAAUGAAACCUUCAUGAAUCUCGCUUGCUGAGAGAGGUGUUGCAAGUCGACCACAGGCCAAUUCGGCCGCCCUUCUUUACCAUAUGCCACAAUGACGAGACGGAUAGUACGAACUGGGAUUCAGCUAGGGAUUAUUGGGACUGUUGCCCUGAUCCUAGUGAUUUUCCUCGACAACCGAUAUCGAGUCCUUCCGAAUGCCAUUCAUAACCACCUUCCAGCUCAUCACCCAGGCUUCGUUGUCACAGACUUGACUGUUGUGACCUGUUCAUCUCUCAACCCGUUCAGUCGAUGCACCCUCGAAGGCGAAUAUUGGCACCGCAUCAAUAAAGAUCUCUACUUGGGCAAAGGUUUCAUCUCCAAAGCCUACCUCCACGUUGAGCGCAAACGUGAAGAAGACCUCGCGCUUCACGAAGAGCUUGUUUUCGAUGUCAAGGUCGGGCGCAUUCAACCGUCUACUGCGGACGCAACAUCAAAGGAUAUUAGGUGGGAGUCCAGACCUAGUGGGAUCUGGAUCAAAAAAUCAUCCAAACGACAUAUCUCGGAUCCCAAAGAAGUCAUCACUGGUAUCGAUGUACUCUUCGGUGCCGAUGCCGCAGACCCCCGCUCUAACUGGGCUGUACAAAGUAUCCCACUCCUUAUCGACUCGUCGGAUGGCAAUGACCCUCAACCGCACUUGACAAUCCGCAAAGGUGCCGCCAUCAAGGUCGAGAAACCAGUGCCUCGCAUCCGGAAAGAUGGCAAGUUUAAGAUUAUGCAAGCUGCCGAUUUACAUUUAGCGACCGGAAUUGGCACAUGUCGCCAUGCUCUGCCCGAAGGGCAACCGUGCGAAGCUGAUAUUCGCACCCUCGAAUUUGUCGAACGACUUCUUGAAGACGAGAAACCCGAUUUCAUCGUCCUUAGCGGUGACCAAGUGAAUGGCGACACAGCGCCAGACGCACAAUCUGCCAUCUAUAAAUAUUCUGCCUUGUUCGCCCGGCAUAAAAUCCCAUAUGCAGGUAUUUUCGGAAACCAUGAUGAUGAAGGAAAUCUGAAUCGCGCUGAAUCCAUGGCAAUCAUGGACGGUCUGCCCUAUAGUCUCUCCACCGCGGGACCUGAAGAUGUCGAAGGAGUGGGAAACUACGUGGUGGAGAUUCUCGGACGUGGAUCGACUUCCCACUCAGCCCUCACCCUCUAUAUGCUCGACACGCAUUCCUACUCGCCUGAAGAAAAGAAAUAUCACGGCUACGACUGGCUGAAACAAUCACAGAUUGACUGGUUCAAAUCUACAUCACAGUCCCUGAAAAGGAAACACAAGGAAUACACGCACAUUCACAUGGACUUGGCUUUCAUCCACAUUCCACUCCCCGAAUACCGCAACCCGGAUAAAUUAGUCUGGGUAGGCAACUGGACAGAACCACCGACCGCUCCUGCAUUCAACUCCAACUUCAAAGACGCAUUGAUCGAGGAAAAUGUCCUUGUUGUCUCGUGUGGUCACGACCACGUCAAUGAUUACUGCUUACCAGCCAAUAACAAGGAUAAAAAGGCCGCCUUGUGGAUGUGCUAUGGUGGCGGUGCAGGGUUCGGUGGUUAUGGUGGCUACUACGGCUAUCAUCGUCGGAUACGAUUCUUUGACUUUGACAUGAACGAGGCGAGGAUUUCCACUUGGAAAAGAAUGGAAUGGGGUGAUACGAAGAGUAGGAUUGAUGAACAGAUCAUCGUGGAUGGUGGAAGUGUGAUUACGGGCAUGUAGAUGGACGCUUGACUCGAAGCCGUCGAUAUGGUUUGAUCUUUGCCCUGGGAUACGUGUGUGACAGUAAGUGUACGUGCAUUGCGAGAGGCGUUUAUUGGUUAGUAAACAGUUCACGCGAUUUGCGGGACAGCUGUCUUAAAAAUGGUUGUGGAGGAUACACCACGUAUAGGGAUGGGUUGAAAGGGUCGAGCACAGAGAUUACCUGGGACGAAUACAGACUUGUAAGAUAGCUCCUGUCUAUAUCUCUGACUUGAUGAAUGCAUUUGUUUCUAAGUAUGGGCCCUCCCGAUGUCUAGGUAGAACAGCC